Messenger RNA from Hemisphaericaspora subhashii, 1791 nucleotides. RefSeq names its product mannosyl-oligosaccharide 1,2-alpha-mannosidase (gene MNS1). Gene Ontology annotation, biological process: N-glycan processing; carbohydrate metabolic process. The record is from RefSeq and is a predicted model, not a curated record. Gene Ontology annotation, cellular component: membrane; endoplasmic reticulum. The coding region runs from base 1 to 1791 and encodes 596 amino acids. Gene Ontology annotation, molecular function: mannosyl-oligosaccharide 1,2-alpha-mannosidase activity; calcium ion binding. NCBI's taxonomy places the organism in Eukaryota, Fungi, Ascomycota, Pichiomycetes, Serinales, Debaryomycetaceae. The transcript has a single exon.
AUGUUAUUUAAAGCCUUCAUAUAUGGAUUAGGAUUAUAUGCAAUCUAUCAUUUCGCUCAAUCUGGUGGAUUGCUCAAUAUUGGUGGUGGUAGCAUUGGUUUUGGUGCUAGUAAGAGCCAUUGGGCUGGUGUUCAAGCAGAAGUACGUCAAGCGAUGUUGGAUUCUUGGCAUACUUAUGAGAAAUAUGGCUGGGGUUAUGAUGUGUAUCAUCCAAUUAAACAAACUGGGGAAAAUAUGGGUAAGAGACCAUUGGGUUGGAUGAUUGUUGAUUCAUUGGAUACAUUAAUGUUAAUGGAUGCUAAAGAAGAAGUGAACAGAGCUAAGAAAUGGAUUAAAGAAGAUUUAGAUUAUGUAUUUGAUCAAGAUGUAAAUGUAUUCGAAACUACUAUUAGAAUGUUGGGUGGAUUAUUAUCGGCAUUCCAUUUAAGUCAAGAUGAUGUUUAUUUAGAUAAAGCCGUCCAUUUGGCUAAUUUAUUACAUGGUGCAUAUAAGAGUCCUUCCGGAAUACCUUAUGCUUCCGUGAAUUUAGAAACUGGAGAUGGAAUUAAGAAUCAUGUAAAUGCAGGAGCUUCAUCUACUGCAGAGGCUGGUACUGUUCAAUUAGAAAUGAAAUAUUUGGCAAAAUUGACAGGAGAAGCUGAUUGGUGGCAGUUAGCAGAAAAGGUUAUGCAAGCAUUGGAAGCUAAUAAGGCACGGGAUGGAUUAGUUCCAAUCUUUGUUAAUCCUGAAACUGGGAAAUUUCAAGGUAGCUAUAUUCGAUUAGGUUCAAGAGGGGAUUCAUAUUAUGAAUAUUUAUUAAAGCAAUAUUUACAAACGAAUAGUCAAGAAUUGAUUUAUUGGGAAAUGUAUCGUGAAUCGGUUGAGGGAGUUAAAAAACAUUUAGUUAAAGAAUCAUAUCCUAAUAAAUUGAAGUUCAUAGGUGAGUUAGAAAAGGGAAUCGGUGGUGGAUUAUCCAAUAAAAUGGACCAUUUGGUUUGUUUCUAUGGUGGAUUAUUAGCAUUAGGUGCAACUGAAGGUAAAACCAUUCAAGAAGCUAGAAAAUUACCUAAUUGGAAUGAAGAGCGUGAAGCUGACUUCAAAUUAGGUGAAGAUUUGACAUAUACUUGUUAUAAAAUGUAUCAUGAUGUUCCUGCUACAGGAUUAUCCCCAGAAAUUGUUGUUUUCAAUACUGACCCAUCAAAGAAUGAAGAUUUCUAUAUCAAACCAAGAGAUAGACAUAAUUUACAACGUCCAGAAACCGUUGAAUCAUUGUUUUAUCUCUAUAGAAUCACAGGAGAUAAUAAGUAUAGAAAAUGGGGAGAAGAAAUCUUUGAGAAUUUCAUGAAAUACACAAAGGUUGUUAAUUUGGAUGGAGAAGUAUCAUUCAGUUCAUUACAAGAUGUAAGUCAAGUCAAUAAAGACAAAGUUGCCAAAUUUGCCGAUAAUACAGAAUCAUUCUGGUGGGCAGAAACCUUAAAAUAUCUUUAUCUUUUAUUCGACGAUACUAACAAGAUCCCUUUAACCGAUUAUGUUUUCAAUACGGAAGCACAUCCAUUCCCAAAAUUUGAUCUUAGUGAUCAUUUAAAGACUGGAUGGAGAAGAAAGAUUGAUGAAAAUCAACCUCCAAGAAUGUUGGAAUCAAAAGUGAAGAUAGAUAAACAAAAAUUACCAGAAGCUCAACCCGUAAAUAAACCAUUGGAAGAAGAAGCUAAAGAAGCUGUUAAAGAGAAUCCAGAAUUGGCUAAAGAUGAAAAUAUCGAUGAAAAACGAGAAAAGUUGAAUAAGAUUAUUGAAAAUUUGGAUAAGAAUUAG